GAAGGUUCUGAACACAUGCAGGUGUGUUUUGAUAAUAGAUCUAGCUGCAUUUUAUUCUCACUGUAGCAGACUGUGGGGGAGGGGCUCCUCAGCAUGCAUAUAUAGCUGACAGUUAUCAAACUAUAGAUUAGUCUAUCUAUCUACUUGCCUAUAUGAAGCUCUCUCUGUGUUUCCUGGUGGUGUGUUUCCUGGCUGGGUGGUCCUCUGCUGCUGAGUACAGCAGAACUGCUUCUUAUGAUGACCAACUGGUCAUAAGAUGUGACAUACAGAGUGACAGGAUUGGCUAUCUCUUGUCUCAGGAUGAGGUGGAUGUGUGGGCAAUGACUGGAGAGCAUGCUGAUGUGAGACUCCAUUACAGCCGAUAUCAGAGUAUGAGAGACCAGCUCCCAGAGUGCACUGUCUUGCAUGCCAGUGUGGAGGCACUAAUGCAACAGGACGAUAGGAACAUGGAAAGAAGCAACCUCGACAAGACAGCGAGAUGGUUUGAAGAAUAUCAUACUUAUGAGAAAAUUGUUAACUGGUAUGAUGAGCUUGCUAAGAAGUACCCAAAGGUUGUGAAGUACGUGGCUAGUAUUGGGGUGAAGCAGCACACUUGUACUGAUGACGGAACAAUCGGCCCUGUGAGGAACUUUCCAAGAAAAAAUUAGUGCACUUUUCAAGUGUACCGGCAAUAUUUUAGCUAUUCAGUAUUUAUACUGAACUUAUGUGAUGAACCAGUACUAGUUAUCAUUAUUAGUUACUGUAACUAUGUGUUUGAAGUUGCAACAUCUAUUGAGGACUAGACUAUGUGCAUGUCACGCUAACGGACAAAUUAAUGCCCAACAAUAAUUAUUAACAAUUCAA
Messenger RNA from Halichondria panicea, 843 nucleotides. RefSeq lists its product as uncharacterized. The transcript is spliced from 4 exons. The record is from RefSeq and is a predicted model, not a curated record. The coding region runs from base 153 to 647 and encodes 164 amino acids. Lineage: Eukaryota; Metazoa; Porifera; Demospongiae; Suberitida; Halichondriidae.